AUGGUCAGUCUUCAACAAAAGCAAAUACUUGUGAGUGUCGAGAAAGAGGUGGUCACCAUAACUCUAAAUAGACCGGAGCGUGGAAAUUCCUUAAACACUUCCAUGAUCUUUGAAUUUCUCGAUGCUUUUAACUCUGCAGUAGCAAAUCACUCCGUACGUGUCAUUGUUCUGACAGGAGCCGGUAAAUUUUUUUGUACAGGGCUAGAUUUACAGGUUGGAAAGAAUUCAGCAGAAGACGCCUCCAGUAUGUUCGACAUAGGAAUUCGUUUAUAUCAAACCAUAAAAGAAUGUCCAAAACCCGUGAUUGCAAAGAUAAAUGGACCAGCAAUGGGAGGUGGAUUUGGCCUGAUAUUCACAACAGAUUUAAGAAUCGCCGUGAGCAAUGCUUAUUUUUCCUUUCUCGAGGUUAAAAGAGGUCUCAUUCCGGCCAUAAUCUCAUUGUACAUAGUACCGGAACUUGGCACGUUUAAAACGAAGCAAUACAUGUUAACAGGUGAAAGGAUUACGGCCGAUGAAGCUGUUUCAGAUAAGUUUUUGACUUGUACUGUUAAGGAUCUAAAAAAUUUGGAUGAUAAAGUGGCUCAAUGCGCUGAAGAACUUUUGUCUAGUGCGCCUA
This is a messenger RNA of Acaulospora morrowiae, 616 nucleotides long. The record is from the annotation of a GenBank genome assembly. Lineage: Eukaryota; Fungi; Glomeromycota; Glomeromycetes; Diversisporales; Acaulosporaceae.